GACUUCUCGUAUUAAGAAAAAAAGGAGGAAAAGUCAGGAUGGAACUAUUUCUCUUUCAAUUGAGCAUGUUCGAGGCAUUGGGGAGCUGCAGGCGGUUGAUGCAUUUCGACAAUCCCUGAUCUUGGAGGAUUUGCUAGAGGCAAGAUAUGAUGAUUAUCACAUGUUGUUGAGAUUUUUGAAAGCACGGAAGUUUGAUAUUGAGAAAGCCAAGCACAUGUGGGCUGACAUGAUUCAGUGGAGGAAAGACUUUGGUGCAGACACCAUCUUAAAGGAAUUUGAGUUCGAAGAGUUGAAUCAGGUUCUACAAUACUAUCCUCAAGGUUAUCAUGGUGUCGAUAAAGAUGGAAGACCUAUUUACAUUGAAAGACUAGGGAGAGUUGAUCCAAACAAGCUCAUGCAAGUGACAACGUUGGAUCGUUAUGUGAAGUACCAUGUACAAGAGUUUGAAAAAUGCUUUGCAAUUAAGUUUCCAGCUUGCUCUGUUGCAGCAAAGAGGCACAUAGAUUCAAGUACAACAAUCUUAGAUGUUCAGGGUGUGGGUUUGAAGAACCUAACAAAGACUGCACGAGAACUCAUUUUGCAGUUGCAAAAGAUUGAUAGUGAUAACUACCCUGAGACUCUUUGCCAAAUGUUUAUUGUCAAUGCUGGUCCUGGUUUUAGGCUGCUAUGGAACACAGUGAAGACUUUUCUUGAUCCCAAGACAACAUCUAAGAUCCAUGUUCUUGGUAACAAGUGCCAGAACAAAUUGCUUGAAUUAAUUGAUGCAAGUGAGUUGCCAGAAUUUCUGGGUGGCUGCUGUACCUGCAAAGAUCAGGGAGGCUGUAUGAAGUCUGAUAAAGGGCCGUGGAAAGAUCCCAACAUAUUAAAGGUGGUUCUUAGCGGUGAAGCACAAUGUUCUAGACAAAUAGUAACAUUUUCAAACAUUGAGGGGAGGAUGAUUGCGUAUGACAAGCGAGAUUAUCCAAUGACCAAACAUGACACAUCUGCUGAUUCUGGAUCUGAAGUUGAAGAAAUGUCCUCUCCUAAAGUAACAAUGAACUAUUUACACGCAAAAUUGACUCCUGUUUAUGAAGAAGGUAGAGAAGUUGGGAAGACAAAUCGUGCUGCUGGCUUUUCUGAGUGUGACGAAUACAUUCCCAUGGUUGACAAGGUUGUGGAUACACAAGUGGUCCCUCAAAAACCCUUUGCUCUUGGAGAAACCAAUUCUCCACCAACUAUGCCAGAACCUGCUGGAGUUCAUGCUCGGGUUCGGGCUGUACUAUGGGCCUUUUUUACAUUGCUCCUUGCGUUCUUCCAUUCAAUAUCAUUUCAGCUGACUAAGAAGCCAAACUAUAUCCCUGAUUUUGCACAAGGUGAUGCCUACCUCGCACUUGAACCACUGCCUGAUGAAGAGUUCCGCCCUCCAUCUCCAGCUCCAAGAUUUACGGGGGCAGACCUUGUUUCAUCUGUACUGAAAAAGUUGGGGGAGCUUGAGGAGAAGGUGGACAUGCUAAAGGAAAAACCGUCUAAAAUGCCGUGCGAGAAAGAGGAGUUGUUAAAUGCUGCUGUUUGUCGUGUGGAUGCAUUAGAAGCUGAGUUAAUUGCAACAAAGAAGGCUCUGCAUGAAGCUUUAAUUAGGCAAGAGGAACUUCUUGCAUAUAUAGACAACCAAGAAGAAUCCAAGUUCAAGGAAAGGAAGUUCUGCUGGUAUGGAGCCGCAGACAGCCGCAACAACCAGCCACCAUCUUUGACACUGGAGAUGGAUGGCCACCUGCUCUGCAGGCUUUGUUGAAUUUGCUAGCCACCAUAUUUGAUUUUUACUCCCUCUCAUGUAUAUAUAUAUAUAUGUGCUGUGAGUUGUGAGAUGUGUGAAUUGUGUGUGUAUUGCAGAGUGCAGAGUGCAGAGAGCAGAGAGGUGUGAUAGUGAGAGAGAGUUGAGCAGUGGCUCCUCCGUGUAUUAUUUUUCUCCCAGAUUAUAGUGCAGUGGUGUGCUCCCGUGGACGUAGGUCAGUUUGGACCGAACCACGUAAA
Molecule: messenger RNA, 2010 nt
Organism: Malania oleifera
Lineage: Eukaryota; Viridiplantae; Streptophyta; Magnoliopsida; Santalales; Ximeniaceae
Product: phosphatidylinositol/phosphatidylcholine transfer protein SFH8-like
Exons: 14
Coding region: 161-1771 (536 amino acids)
Source: RefSeq, a predicted model, not a curated record